This is a messenger RNA of Gossypium raimondii (Peruvian cotton), 2601 nucleotides long. RefSeq names its product calcium-dependent protein kinase 26. Gene Ontology annotation, cellular component: nucleus; cytoplasm. NCBI's taxonomy places the organism in Eukaryota, Viridiplantae, Streptophyta, Magnoliopsida, Malvales, Malvaceae. The record is from RefSeq and is a predicted model, not a curated record. Gene Ontology annotation, biological process: peptidyl-serine phosphorylation; intracellular signal transduction; protein autophosphorylation. Gene Ontology annotation, molecular function: calcium-dependent protein serine/threonine kinase activity; calcium ion binding; calcium/calmodulin-dependent protein kinase activity. The coding region runs from base 497 to 2332 and encodes 611 amino acids. The transcript is spliced from 7 exons.
AAUAAGGCAGAAAUUUCAGCAAUCAUUUCUUUUCCUUUUUGUCUUUGAUUAUAUACAAAUGGAUUAACCAAAAACCUCAAUCCCUACCUCCCCAAGAUGUUUAUAUUUUUCCCAUUAUUUAUGAUUCCAAAUAUUUGCUUUUCACAUUGAAUUUUCCUAUUGUGAUCUUUUGUUUGCAUUGCCUUAUUGGAAGUUUCUUUCUUCAUCUUCUUUUUUUAUGACCAUUGAACAUUCUAUUUACGUGGGAAGUUUUCUGAGAUUUCUCUUCUUCUUCUUUUUUUUAUUUGGGCUUUGAUGAAAUUGUUUUUGUGUGGGAUAAUUCAUCUCUUUGAUACAUUUUAUUGAUCAUAGAUCAUUGAAUCAUUGGUAUUGGUUGCAUGGUGCUGAAGGUGCUAGGGUUGGUUUAUUUUGGCUAAAAGCCUAAGGGAUAGAAGAAAGCUUUCUUUUAUAGAUGUACAUAUAUAAGAGAAGGUGUUAGAAUCGAGAGUAGUUUUAGAUGGGAAAUAAUUGUUUUAAAACAAUCUCAAAUUCCAUUUGUGGACCAUCUGAAGAAGAAAAGGAGAAAGAAAAAGAAGAGGUUCCAAAUGUAACUGCUGAGUCAGAAAGUAAAGAAAAAGGAGCUUCUGAUGUUCAGAACCAGCCCCCUGAAGAAAUAAAGAUUGUUAAGGAAGGGACAGAUCAAAGGGAACAAGAAGGGAAAUCUAAAGAAGAAACCCAAAUGCAACAAUCGAAGUGUGAGCUUCAAAGACUUGAUUCCAAACCAGCACAGGUAUCAACACAGGUAACACCACAGACUGCUAUAAAGAACGAGGAAGAGCAUAAGGUUGAGCCUAAAAAACCACCAAGGAGACCCCAUAAUGUUAAGAGGCAGUCAUGCGCAGGACUGAAGAUAGAUUCAGUGUUACAGACCAAAACAGGUCAUUUGAAGGAAUACUAUAGCUUGGGGACCAAGGUAGGGAAUGGACAGUUUGGGACAACUUUUGUAUGUGUGGAGAAAGGUACUGGGAAUAAGUUUGCUUGCAAAUCGAUUGCUAAAAGGAAACUGGCAACUCUAGAUGAUGUUGAAGACGUGCGAAGGGAAAUUCAGAUAAUGCAUCACAUGUCAUGGCACCCUAAUGUUGUGACCAUCAAAGGGGCUUAUGAAGAUCCCAUGGCGGUUCAUGUUGUCAUGGAUUUGUGUGCAGGGGGGGAACUCUUUGAUAGGAUUGUUAAGAGAGGGCAUUAUUCUGAAAGGAAGGCGGCAGAAUUAGCAAGGGUCAUUGUUGGUUUUGUUGAAGCCUGUCAUUCCAUGGGUGUAAUGCAUAGGGAUCUUAAGCCUGAAAAUUUUCUUUUUGUCAAUGACGAGGAGGAUUCACCUCUUAAAGCCAUUGAUUUUGGAUUAUCAAUAUUCUUCAAGCCUGGGGAUACCUUUUCUGUUGUGGUUGGAAGCCCAUACUAUGUAGCACCUGAGGUUUUAAACAAGUGUUACGGUCCAGAAGCUGAUGUGUGGAGUGCUGGGGUGAUCAUCUACAUUCUCCUGUGUGGGGUGCCUCCAUUUUGGGGUGAAACGGAAGAAGAAAUAUUUGAUGAGGUUUUGAAUGGUGAACCUGACUUCACAUCUGAUCCUUGGCCUAGUAUAUCUGAAAGUGCGAAAGAUCUAUUAGCAAAAAUGCUUGUUAGAAACCCCAGGAAGCGGAUAACUGCACACGAAGUACUACGACACAGUUGGGUUCAGGCUGAUGGGGUGGCACCGGACAGCCCACUUGAUUCUUUAGUCCUAGGACGCAUGAAGCAAUUUUCUUCAAUGAACAAGCUCAAGAAAAUGGCCUUAAGAGUCAUUGCACAAAGGCUUUCUCAAGAAGAAAUAGCGGGAUUGAAGGAAAUGUUUAAGAUGAUAGACACGGAUAAUAGUGGUCAAAUCACGUUUGAAGAACUCAAAGCUGGAUUGCAAAGCUUUGGUGCUAGUCUUCCUGAAUCAGAAUUUCAAGCUCUAAUGCAGGCUGCGGACGUAAAUAACAGUGGUUCAAUCGAUUAUCAGGAGUUCAUAGCUGCAACGUUGCAUCUAAAUAUGAUCCAGAAUGAAGAUAAUGUGAUGGCUGCCUUCUCGUAUUUCGACAGAGACGGCAGUGGUUACAUCACUCUAGAUGAGCUUCAAAAAGCUUGUCAAGAGUUUGGCAUCAAGGAUAUCCGCAUGGAUGAAAUGAUGCGUGAAGUCGAUCAGGACAAUGACGGCCGGAUAGAUUACAACGAAUUUGUAGCGAUGAUGCAGAAAGGGAAUCCUGAAGUUGGUAAGAGGGGUCGUGAGGGUAAGGGUUUGAGCAUUGGAUUUAGGGAGGCAUUGCCAGGUUCUUGACAAAUAGGCGUCACAUAGGGCCUUUUCUUUUCUUUAGUUUCUUCCCAACUUUUUAGAGUUUAGCUUUAGUUUAGCUCUUCAAAGUUUGAGGAUUAUCAGGCGCAAUCCUUUGAUGACCAGAUGUCGGGUUUCCUUACAUAUAUUUGUACAUAUUUUGCCAUUCCCUACACCCAUUCAUAUUCUUGUUUUUUAGGGUAAAAUACUACCGCAAUUCACUAUGAAAGAAGAGAGGCAGAUGCUGAGCUCAUAGGCGUGUAUGAAUCAACAAA